GUGGGGGCCGGCCGGCAGCGGGGGCGCCGGGGCCUUCCUGGAGGUGGCCGCUGCGGCGGGGACGGGCGGCGAUCGCGCGCGGCGGCCGGCGGCGGCCGAGCGAGACAGCGAGACAGCGAGCGCGUGAGGGGCGGCCCGCGCCCCGCGGCUCUGCCCGCCGCGGCCUCCGCCUCGCCUCGCCGCGCGGCCUGCGCGGCUUCCGCGGCGCAGCCAUGUCGGGGCUGCUGGGGAAGCUGUUCGGGACGGGCGCCGGCGGGAAGGGCGCCGGCAAGGGCCCGUCGCCGCAGGAGGCGAUCCAGCGGCUCCGCGACACCGAGGAGAUGCUCAGCAAGAAGCAGGAGUUCCUGGAGAAGAAGAUCGAGCAGGAGCUGGCGGCCGCCCGCAAGCACGGCACCAAGAACAAGCGCGCUGCUCUUCAGGCUCUAAAGCGCAAGAAGAGGUACGAGAAGCAGCUUGCACAAAUAGAUGGCACGUUAUCAACAAUUGAGUUUCAGAGAGAAGCCCUUGAAAAUGCCAACACUAACACUGAAGUGCUUAAGAAUAUGGGUUUUGCGGCAAAAGCCAUGAAAGCUGCUCAUGACAACAUGGAUAUUGAUAAAGUAGAUGAAUUAAUGCAGGACAUUGCAGAACAGCAAGAGCUGGCAGAUGAAAUUUCAACAGCCAUCUCAAAGCCUGUAGGAUUUGGGGAAGAAUUUGAUGAGGAUGAACUGAUGGCUGAACUAGAGGAACUAGAGCAAGAAGAAUUAGACAAAAACUUGCUGGAAAUAAGUGGUCCUGAGACAGUACCACUACCAAAUGUGCCCUCAAUAUCAAUACCAUCAAAGCCAGCAGGUAAGAAGAAAGAAGAGGAAGAGGAUGAUGACAUGAAAGAGCUGGAAGCUUGGGCAGGAACCAUGUAACUACAGCAGUAGCUGGCUGAAAAAGAGACUUUGGUUGCCUAUUCUUGGUACAAAUGUGUUGUUUUGAGGAGAAAGUAAAAGCAAAAUGUCUUUAUCUUUAAUUUUAACCCAAAGCAGUGGGAGUUGCAUUGCUGUUUCUGCAUAACAUGGGCUGCACAAAGAAAACGAAGGGGAGCAGGGCAAAUUGCCUGCAGUUUAAGCAGUUGAAUUUCUGUAAAAAGGUAUUCGUAAAAUUGAACAUUCAGCUUUUGGACUAUGCUAAUGCCACUGUUGGAUCUUCAUCUUCUAAAAUUUGGGCCAUAUUGAAUUGAAAUAAACUGAAAAAGUCUGUAAUUUUAAGUCAGGUGAAGUGUGUCUAAAAGUCUCGUAAAGCAUAAAAAAAAAAAGAAAAAUCAUAAGCCAUUGUUUUUUAAUGUGUUUAGAUGCUUUAGGUUUUUAGUUCUUUGCAAUUUAUAUUUAUAUCCCUUGACUGAUGUGUGGCCAGCCUUGUGUUUGUCACUGCAACAAUGUAGUCACUAUUCCCAUUUUAAUUGGUGAUAAUGAUUUGCAAUGGACAAAUGCUGUUUUGGAAGUAGGGAAGAUUUAAAUUUCAGCUGUACAUUUUUCUACAUAGCACUACAAUGUUUAUUGCUGUUUGUGAUAAUUGAUAACCCACUCAGAUACAUGCACACAAUUAUUUUAAUUAAGAAACUACUAUGGAUUGCACUGUAUUAAAUAUCUUGAUUAAUUUUCA
Rhea pennata is the source of this 1632-nucleotide messenger RNA. It is a transcript of the gene CHMP4B, whose product is annotated as charged multivesicular body protein 4B. NCBI's taxonomy places the organism in Eukaryota, Metazoa, Chordata, Aves, Rheiformes, Rheidae. The coding region runs from base 213 to 899 and encodes 228 amino acids. The transcript has 5 exons. Gene Ontology annotation, cellular component: ESCRT III complex; multivesicular body; cytoplasmic side of plasma membrane. Gene Ontology annotation, biological process: late endosome to vacuole transport via multivesicular body sorting pathway; vesicle budding from membrane. The record is from RefSeq and is a predicted model, not a curated record.